AUGAAUUCAAGUCCAACCAAAUUUGACACUCCAACAAAAAUGCAAUCUAAAAUAGAUCUUAAGAUGAGAAAAAGCGGAGUGCCAAUAGCUUUAAAAAGAUCUCCUUAAUUUCAGCUUUUUGAUUGCUUCAUGUUAACAUAUUUUCAUAUUCCAUCUUUUGCAGAGCAAAUUUUACAGUAUGAUGUAUUAAAAUAAUUUAAAUAUAGGAUUCUAUUAUUAAUGAAGAAGGUGUGACUUUGCUUUUGUAAAAGUUAUUUAUUUAAUUGAUAUAUUGCAAGAAAAAAGACACAUCAGCAUUAGAUGUUUAUUAAUUUAUGAAAGAUGAUUAUAAUACUAGAUUUAAAAGUGUUGAAGAGUUUUUAGUUAGAUUUUUUGAGAAAGUAGAUGAAUCAAUUUCAAAAUAUAGAACUAUGCUUAAUUAAUUUGUGGAAGAGCAUCCAAUAAGAGAAUUAUUUAUUGGUAAAUUUAUUAAAGGAAAUGAUGAAAAAACAUUUAAUUUGAUUAAGAUUGAUUUAGAUGAUGAAUCUUUUAUGGAAGGAUUAUAAAAGAAAUUUGAAUUAGAAGAUUGUUCAAUAAAAGAGUUACCAAAAAUUUUACAAUUUGAAAUAACAAGAAAAUCAAAUUUAUUAUUAAUGCCAACAAUAUAUUUAGAUUAAUUUAUGCAUUCUAAUAAAGGAACAAUUAAAUAACAUUAAUCAGAUAUUAAAGAAUUAACAAUGAAAAGAGAGGAAAUAGUUUAAAAAAUUAAAAAUAUUGAAAAUUAUUAAUAAACAUCAUAAAGUAUUCCUUAAAUCUUGUAAAUGACUAUUAAUAUUAUAUAAGAAUAAAGAGAAGAAUUGAUUGAUGGAGAUCCAGCAAUUGAGGGAUUUAUAUCAUUGAUUAUGGAUUCUAAUUAAGAAUUAGAAAAAUUGAAAGAGGAGCUUCAUAAAAUGGAUUAACAAAUUAAAUAAAUUAUGGGUAGUUUUAAUAAGAUAGAAUAUAAUUUACAUGCUGUUAUAAUUUAUGAUGGUGAUUAUGAAUGCGUUUAUAUUAAAAAUAAUGAAUAAUGUUUUUUUUUUGAAGAUGGAUUUGCAGAAGUAAGAAAGAAAUUUGAAAUAGAAAUUCAUUAUUCUCCAGAAACAAUUGUAUAUUUGGUUUAUCAAGAUAAAAAUCUUAAAAGUGAUUAUAGUUUUACAGGUGGAUAGGGAAAUCUUUUAGAUAUGGAUGAUAGAAAACCAUAUGAGUCUUUAAUUAGAAAAGAUCUUUAAUAAUAUGCUGUCUAAUUUAAUCAAAAAGUUGAUUAAGAAUUAUUAUUCUUGAAAUAAUAAUAAUAGGCAGAAGAAGUAUUUUAAUAAUAUCUGACAAGAUUGAAUAUUGUGAUUUAAUUAGUUUAGAAAAAAAACACUAUUUAAGUACCUCAUCUAAAUAAUUUUGCUACUUUCUUAUUUUAUUCUUAAAAAAAAAUUGAUGAUUAUGUAAAAUGGUAAAUAUUGGAUUGUAGUAUUAGAGAUGUUACUGGUUAAUCUAUCUAAGAUAUUAAGAAUAUGAAUGCAUUUGCUUAGAAAUUAAGUGUAUUACUACAAAAUUAACCAUAAAAGGCUCCAACUUAAUUAACUGUUAAUAAAAAAGAUAUGCAGAUCAUGUAAAUUAGAUUGACUGAUUAUGUUUAAUAUUAGUAAUGCACAAAAGUAUUAACCUAUUCUUUAGAAUGUAUUCUUUAAGAAAAGAAAUUAUUAGCUCUUAAUGCUAUUAGAUUUAUUUAUGAUAAUUGUUAAAAUAAUAUUAUUGCCCAUCUCAAUUAAGAAAUUUUAAAAGCUUUAAUGAUUCAUUUGUCUAUUUUAACAUUUAAAUUUCAUUAACAAUAAAAUUAUUGCUAAUUUUGGGAUCAUAUUUAAUGGAUUAUGGCUUAUUGGCCAUUUAUCAAUUAAUAAGAUUUAGUUCAUUAAUAAAUUUUUAUCAUAAUAAAAGACUUGAAGAAGAGAGCUAACAAAAAAGCCUUGAACUCUGAUUAAUAAAAAAUUUUUAAGAAAUUUAUAACAUCUGUAGAGGAUAAGAAACCUACAGAUAUCGGAAGCAAUUUUUUACUUAGAUAGGAUCCUGUAAUAAUUUAUAAUAUUCUUAGGUUUUAGAAGCAAUUGCUAUAAUUGAUUGGAAUUAAGAUCAUUAUUAUUGGAUACCAGAUAAAUCAGAAGAUAUAUCGUAACUUUUAUUGACAAAUACCUCAUUAAUCUAAUAGUAUCUUUAAUUAGAGUUUUAAUUUGUUAAAAACAUAAUGUAAUAACAAUAAACUUUUACUUAUGAGGAAAGGAUUAAAAUGAUGUUACACAGUUAAUUAUGA
This is a messenger RNA of Paramecium pentaurelia, 2317 nucleotides long. The record is from the annotation of a GenBank genome assembly. NCBI's taxonomy places the organism in Eukaryota, Ciliophora, Oligohymenophorea, Peniculida, Parameciidae.